Pyrus x bretschneideri (Chinese white pear) is the source of this 1314-nucleotide messenger RNA. RefSeq names its product sphinganine C4-monooxygenase 1-like. The transcript has 2 exons. The coding region runs from base 284 to 1057 and encodes 257 amino acids. NCBI's taxonomy places the organism in Eukaryota, Viridiplantae, Streptophyta, Magnoliopsida, Rosales, Rosaceae. Gene Ontology annotation, biological process: lipid biosynthetic process. Gene Ontology annotation, molecular function: iron ion binding; oxidoreductase activity. The record is from RefSeq and is a predicted model, not a curated record.
GCCGGCGUCCCUUUUUUUGUCCGUCCCACAGGAACCCACAGGAAAAUGAAAACUUGACCCACUUUUUCUUUUAAAUUAUUAUUUUUAUAAGUUUAUCCUAAUAUAAAAAUAAUGGUGGGGGAAGAAAAUUCCUAAUUUAGUUUAGGGUUAGGCUCGCUUUCUCUAAUUUAGGGCGAUUUGGAGGAAAAUUCGAAUCGAAUCGAUAACUUUUGAUGCGAAUUUGGAUUUGUGGGUUUCCUUCUUCGUCUUGAUCGUCUUUUUUUUUCCCUGAAAAAAUCAAAAGAUGGGAAUCGAGGUUUCCGAUGAGCUGUUGGGAACUUUCGUCCCGGUUUUGAUAUAUUGGGCGUAUUCAGGGAUUUACGUGCUGCUGGAUUCGUUCGAGGAGUACCGAUUGCACACCAGGAAGGACGAGGACGAGAAGAAUUUGGUCUCCAAGAGAACUGUCGUCAAAGGGGUUCUUCUCCAGCAGACGAUUCAGGCUAUUGUCGCUAUUAUCCUGUUCACGGUGACAGGGAAUGAUGGCGGAGAUGCAGGUACAAAGCCUUCUUUCAUUGAUCUAGGAAGACAGUUUGUUAUUGCAAUGGUGGUUUUGGAUACCUGGCAAUACUUUAUGCAUAGAUACAUGCACCACAACAAGUUCUUAUACAAACAUAUCCAUUCCCAACAUCACCGACUUGUUGUGCCCUAUGCAUUUGGAGCUCUGUACAAUCACCCUGUGGAGGGACUUCUCCUUGAUACAAUUGGCGGGGCUUUAUCUUUUCUCUUCUCUGGUAUGUCUCCUCGGGCCUCCAUAUUCUUCUUCUCCUUUGCGACCAUCAAAACGGUGGACGAUCAUUGUGGAUUAUGGCUUCCUGGGAACCUCUUCCAUGCAUUGUUCAGAAAUAAUACUGCUUACCACGAUGUCCAUCACCAGCUCUAUGGAAACAAGUAUAACUUCUCCCAGCCUUUCUUUGUUGUGUGGGAUAGAAUACUUGGUACGUACAUGCCUUACUCAUUAGAGAAGAGAGCAGGUGGGGGCUUUGAAGUGCGGCCUAAGAAAGUGGAGAAGGAGAACUGAUUCUUACAUGAGGAAACAUGAGUCUAUAUUCGAUUGUACCAGUGUUUAUUCUUUUUCUUUCUUAGGGAACCACACUGCCUAAAUAUUUUUGUAUAUACAUAUACUGUGUUGUGCCUUAUUCUUUUGUUCUUCUUUUUGGAUGAGUUUUAAACCUUAGUUGGGGAAUUAAGAAUUCAUGUAUUAAGAUAAAUUCCGAGAGUAGCUCCGGUGGUUUCAAUCUUCCACCGGAUUAUGUCAUCGUGAACUACAUUUGCUUU